Messenger RNA from Nothoprocta perdicaria, 600 nucleotides. It is a transcript of the gene ACBD7, whose product is annotated as acyl-CoA binding domain containing 7. The transcript has 4 exons. NCBI's taxonomy places the organism in Eukaryota, Metazoa, Chordata, Aves, Tinamiformes, Tinamidae. The coding region runs from base 1 to 345 and encodes 114 amino acids. Gene Ontology annotation, biological process: fatty acid metabolic process. The record is from RefSeq and is a predicted model, not a curated record. Gene Ontology annotation, molecular function: fatty-acyl-CoA binding.
AUGCCGGAGCAGAGGGCAGGAGCUCAGCRGCCUCCUCUGCGCGGCGAUGGCAGCGUGGGGCGUCCUUGGUGCCCCAAGGACAUCCUUGAGGCUGACUUCGAUGCUGCUGCAGAAGAUGUAAGAAAAUUAAAAACAAGGCCGACUGCUGAUGAACUGAAGGAACUAUAUGGUUUCUACAAACAGGCUACUGUUGGAGACAUUAAUAUUGAAUGUCCAGGAGCGCUAGAUUUGAAAGGCAAAGCCAAGUGGGAAGCAUGGAACCUGAAAAAAGGUUUAUCAAAGGAGGAUGCCAUGAAUGCCUAUAUUUCUCAAGCAAAAGCAAUGGUAGAGAAAUAUGGGAUCUAAAAUACUCAAAAUAAUUCCCUCUAAUAACUAACUUUUCAGUAUCUAAUGAACUAACUUUUCUAGGAAUGUGCAAUACUAACUCUUUAUUGUCUAACCUGACACUAAAAAUAUUUUAAGCAGGAGUUGUUUGGCCCUAAAGGGCAUUUACAUACAUGCUGUAUUUUAGACUAUAACUGUACUUAUUCGAAAUAAAUUUGUACCUAUUCAUUUAAUCUUUCUGUAAGAAUUGUGGAUUUCUGAAGGUAUUAAGUUAUA